AUGGCUUUGACAGUUUUUUUAUUUAAAGUUAAUAAUCUUGAAAUAGGAAAUGCUAAACGUGAUGUAUUGGAUGAAGAUCAAGAAGAAAAUUCAACACCAUUAAUGAUUGAUAAUAAUUUAAUGUUACUUUGUGCUAAAGUUACAUUUCGAGGAAUUCAUCUUUGGUCAAACAAUGUUCCGAUACAAAAUGGAACAGCAAAUUUUGUUGCACGUGGAAAUAAACCAAAAAAAUUUCAUUUUAAUUUAGCAACUAUUUUAUUACCUAGUGACAAAAUGCGUAUAGAAUUUUAUACAAUAAGUAUGAAAAAAAAUCGUAAGAAAAUGAUUGCAACAUUUGAAUUAAUACUUGAAUCAUUAAUCGAUACAAAAUAUAUGGACUUAUUUGAAGAAAAUUUAUUAGAUCCAAAUAAUUGUUUAAUGAAAUCAACUGUAAAUAUUCAAAUUUAUUAUACAUCACCAAGUCUUGAUAAAACAAGUGAUAUAUUAAGUAGACCCGAUGAAACAAAUGAUACAAUUAAUUGGGUGGAUCAAUUUGAUGAUGGUGGUCGACAUGGUGGUCAUCGACGUCCAUAUAUUCCUUCAAAACAUAAUACUGGAUUUAACAAAUUUCGUACGAAAUUCGUCGGUCGCGCAGAUGAUGCUGAUUCAGAUUCAUGUAGUGAUACCGAAUAUGAUAGCAAUGCGAAUAUUAAUGAUAUAUUUUCAUCAAUGACUCAAGAAGAAAAAUCAAAGAUCCAAUAUAAUGAACUUGAAUUACUCGAAAAAAGUUUGGGACGAUAUGAAGGUGAUGAAUAUCAAAUGACUGAAUGGCAAAUUAUGGUUAAUAUUAUACAAGGACGAGAUUUUACUGGACUUGAUAUUAAUCCAUAUGUAUGUGUUCAAAUUGGUGAUCAAAAACGAUAUACGAUAGUACAUAAAUGUACUACUUCACCAUUUUUUGGAGAAUUCUUCACAUUUGAUUUUACACUUCCAGCCACACAAAUGAUGGAAAAAGUUAUUUAUUUUCGAGUUCAUCAUGCAAAAAAAAUAAUUAGUACAUUUACUCAUACAAAACCAAUUGGUAUAUUUAAAGUUGAUGUAGCCACAGUUUAUAAUGAAAAAGAACAUGUAUUUGAACGAAAAUGGGCUAAAUUAAUUAAUCCAGAUUCUAUUAAAGCAUCUUCUGGUUAUUUACUUGUUUCAAUUGCAAUUGCACAACGUGGUGUUACAACAAAAAAUAUUCUUGGUGAAGCUGCAGAAGAUGAUGAAGAAUUAAAACCAUCAAAAGAAUUUAUACCAGCGGCUAUGCCUCGAGGUCUUUUUCCUGUUCAAUUUAAAAUAACAUUAUUUAAAGCAGCUGAAUUACCCGAAAUGAUGACUGACUUUUUAACAGCUGUUUCAAAAAAAAUUCUUUCUUCUAAUGAUUGGGAACCAGUUGAUCCAUAUGUUGAAGUAACAUAUAAUGCUAUACAAGCAACAACAGAUCAUUGUAAUGGUACAUCACCUAUUUGGGGUGAAGCAGUUUAUUUAGUUGGACAAUUUCCACCACUUGUACGAACAAUAAAAAUAGCACUUAAAGAUCAUGCUGCUGUUCAAAAAGAUCGUACAAUAUCAUCAUUUUUAAUUGAUCUUUUUUCAAUAAGUGAAAGUAAUCCAUUAGCUGGUUUUUUACCAAUAUUUGGUCCAACAUGGAUCUUUUUAUAUGGAAGUCCAAGAGAAUAUACUAUCAAUACAAAUCAAGAUGGUCUUGGAGAACGAAUGGGUGAAGGAGUUUGUUAUAAAGGACGUUUACUUAUGGAAAUUGGAUGUCAUCCAAUAAGUGGUGAAAAUGCACCGAAUAUGAGUGUACAAAAAGAAAGUGGAAUUCAACAUCCUGAAACUCAUAUAUUUCCAAAGGAACGUACGUUUAUUUUAUUCGGUUGUAUUUAUGAUGUAACAAUGAUUGAUAAAGCAUUUGGUAAUGCAACAAUUUGUUUUGAAUUAAGUAUGGGUUCAAGUGGAUAUUUAAAUCCACAUCAAUUAACUAUUCAUCAACCUGCUUCAUCAAUAACACGACCUUAUCCACGUAUUCCAAUUGAUAAUAGUGCACAACAUUUUCGUUUACCUAUUGAUUUACAAAAACCAAUAAUAUUUACAAAAUAUAAAUUUUAUGAUUAUAGUUAUCGUAUGACUUUAUCAAAUAGAUUGAAAAAUGCAGCUGAUAAUAUGUUUAAACUAAUUCGAGAAUUUGAAUUUAAUAUUAAUUCACAAAUAUCAAAUGAAAUUCUAAUGCAACAAUAUCGAAAAAUGGAAGAAUAUGUUCAUACAUUACCGUGUGGAUGUGGUCAAAAAAAACCAGCUGUUACUAAUUUUGGUAUAACAGGUGGAGUUCAUGCAACUCUAUCUGAAGUAUUAAAUUUUUCAUUAUCAAAUCUUCAAAUGAAUGCAUUAGAUGAAAAACGACGAAAAAAAAUUUUUCAUAAUUUAGAAUCAUUAAAAAAUUGGAUUACAAAAGAUGUCGAUUUUGAUGAAACAAAACGAUUUGAAAUAGUUAAACAAUUAUAUAAAAUUGCUCGAGCACUUCGACAAUUAGCCUUUGAUGUCCAACCAUCAUUACCUGAUGUAUUUUUAUGGAUGAUAUGUGAUUCAAAACGAGUAGCUUAUGCUCGAUUGUUACCGGAAGAUCUUCUUUACAGUGUAUGUGAAGGUGAAAAAGGUUUAUAUAAUGGUCGAAUACAAACACUCUUUCUUCAAACACCACGUACAUCGGAUAAACCAAUAAAAUCAUCAACAAAUGCUAAAAUACAAAUAUUUCUUUGGCUUGGUACCGAAGAACAAGAACAAAAUAUAUUUAAACAAUUACCUUCUGGAUUUGAUAGAUCAUUAUUAAAAUUAUCUAAUGACAUCAAAUAUAUACAAUAUACAGGAAGAUCGUUUUAUGAAUUACGAUGUCAUUGUUAUAAAGCAAGAUCAUUAAAUGCAUUGAAUGAAACAGGUUUUUCUGAUUCUUAUUUGAGUAUAACAGCUGGUAAUGAAACACAAAUAACACCUAUUCUUCGAGAAUCAUUAUGUCCACAAUGGAAUAUAACAUUGGUUUUUCGCAAUUUAAUGCAUAUUGGAAGUCGAGAAAUGGCUGAACAAACCAUUGGAAAUGUUGUUGUCGAAUGCUAUGAUUAUGAUACCUCCAAUGAAAAAUCUAUUUUGAUGGGUCGUUUUUCUACAACAGCUAAACUUUAUCUAUCUCAUGAAGACAAACCAAAAGAAUUAUUAUUUCAAUGGUAUGAAUUUAAAUUUGGUGAAAAAAGAGCUGGAGAAAUUUUAGCUGUAUUUGAAUUAAAUGAAGUUGAUCCGAAAACUCAACAAACUGAAUCAAUAUUUGAUCUUGAAGAAAUUGAAAUUACACCGGAAAAUUUUCCACCUAAAUUAUAUAUAACUAAAUUAAUGAAAAAUAAAAUUUAUGAGAUUCCAGAUGAGAUUAUGCCUGAUUUAAAAUCUUAUGAAAUCGACGUUAUGUUUUGGGGUUUACGUGAAUGUCGUCCAAUUAAUUUUCAAUCAAUUCAACAAGCUGAAGUAUCUAUCGAUUGUGCUGGUGCACGUAUGACUAAAGUUAUAAAAGAUGUACAAAAAUAUCCAAAUUUCGAAUCAACAUCUACAAAUUCAGACACAUACAAAAUUAUAGUUAGUUUACCAAAGGAUAAUAAUUUUUGGCCACAUUUAAGUAUUUGUUGUGUACAACAUCGUCUUUUUGGAAUGAAAGAACCUAUAGGUAAUCUGGUUGUAACUGAUUUGCAAAAAUAUAUUACUAAUAAUCGUAAUCGUAAUGAUAAAAGUACUCGACAAUUGGCUCUUGAUGCUGAUGCAGCUACCUUAGAUAUUCAAAAUAAGCCAUUACUAAAAAGAGAAACAUCAAUGUUCGAACGUCAAAUAAGUCAAAUAAAAACUCCUUAUGAAAAGCAACAAUCAACCAUGAGCCAUAAUUCAUUGGCACAAGAAGAUAGUGUUGAAAAAUCAGAAAUACAAACACAACCUUCAAACGAUAAUGAUGAUAAAUUGGAAUCAUCUGUUGAUAGUUAUCAACAAUUAACAACUUUAGAUAGAUCAAAACGAGAUCAAAUGGAAAAAUCAGCUAGUUGGUGGAGUAAAUAUUAUGCAUCAAAAGCUAAACUUAGAUUAGAAAAAAAAACAAAACACGAUUUAAAUGAAGAACUUCAACUUAGUUAUAAUGUUUAUGCUGAUUUUUUUGAAGAUGAAUCAAAAGUUGUUACUAACCAAGCUUUGAUACUUUUGAAUAAAGCUAAAAAAGCCUUUAUAAAUCUUGGAAAAUUUGGUAAAAAAGUCGAACGUUUUGCUGUUAAUGAAUUCGCACAUCUUGCAGAUUAUUCAAAAAUCAAAUCAUUUAUUGAAGAAAGUUUAGAUAUUAUCGAAAUUGAUCAUCUUAAAGAAUUAACAUUAUUACAAACAUUUGAUAUUAUUGAAACAGAAUUAGAAAAUAUUAACCAUUAUGGAGGAUUUAAUGAUUGUCUUGAGAAAUUUCCUUUAUAUAAAGGAAAAGGUACAAAUCGUUCCGAUGAAAAAGGAGAUGAAAGUCGUGUUUAUGCCAAAUUUAAGGGAAAACUUCGUAUUCAUGAAAUCACAUUAGAUGAGCGUCGUAGUACUUUAGGGAAUAUUAGUAGCAGUCGUCGAAUGUCUAUGUAUCCAGUUUUAUUCACUGCUAAAAGAGAAUCAGACACAGAGCAAAGACGCGAUUCACAUAUUCAUACAAAUCAAGAAAUGUCUCAACUUGAUUUAAAUCAUCAUCCAAUUACACUUAAAUGUCGAUUGUAUAUUAUUAAAGCAUUAUUAUUUCGUAGUUGGGAUGCAUCAGGUAAAGCUGAUCCAUAUAUUAAAAUAUUAUUAGAUAGAGAAGUUAUUAUCGAUGAUGUUAAAGGAAGACUUUAUAAUACAUUAGAACCUGUUUUUGGAAGAUGUUUUGAGUUUGAACUUACAAUUCCUCAACAAUCAUUAUUACGUAUUCAACUUUGGGAUUGGGAUCUAACAAAUUUCGAUGAUAAAAUUGCUGAAACGUCUAUUGAUAUUGAAAAUCGUUGGUUUUCAUGUCAUAGAGCAACAUGUGGUUUACAAAAAAGAUACGAUAGUGCUGGUUAUAAUGUUUGGCGUGAUACAAAACCACCUGUUGUUAUUUUACAUAGUCUAUGUCAAACAGUAAAAUUAGAUUUACCAGUUUAUGCAACAGAUUUUUGUUCAUUAACUAUUGGUGACGUACGUUUUGAUUGUGAUCCAGAAUGUAUUGAAUUUAUAAAGAAUACUAAAUCGAAUGAUUUAUUACAUCGUAAAGUUUACCAUGAAUCACCAAAUGAAUAUUUGCGACAAAAUACAGCAUUAGCUGCACUUCAUGCAUGGGGGAAAAAAAUAAAUCAAAAAGGUGCUUUAGUAUCUGAACAUAUUGAAUGUCGAUCACUUGUUGAUCCAUUACGUCCCGAUAUUGAACAAGGCAAAUUGGAGAUGUGGUUAGAUAUAUUUCCAAUGUCUCGACCACCAUCUAGUACACCAGUUAAUAUAACACCACUAAAACCAAUGCCUUAUCAAUUACGUGUAACUAUUUGGAAUACAUCAAAUGUUGAAUUAAAUGAUGAAAAUUUCAUAACAGGAGAAAAAACAUCGGAUAUUUAUGUAAAAGCAUGGAUUUUAGGAGAACAAGAUGAUGGACAACAAACUGAUAUUCAUUAUCGAUCAUUAACAGGCGAAGGAAAUUUUAAUUGGCGAUUUGUAUUUAAUUUUAAUUAUAUAGAUAUAGAAGAAAAAAUUGUUCAUGAAAAAAAAGAAUCAGUUUUUCAAAUUGGAAAUACAAUAAAAAAACUUCCACCUCGAAUUGUUAUUCGUGUUUAUGAUGCUGAUCUUUUUGUAGCUGAUGAUUUUCUUGGUGAAUGUGUUCUUAAUUUAACACAUUUACCAAUAGGUGCAAAAAUAGCGAAAAAAUGUAAAUCUGAUAUAUUACUUAAUUCAAAACAUCGAGCAUUAAAUUUAUUUGUACACAAACGUGUUGCUGGUUGGUGGCCAAUGAUUGCUCCAAGAAAAUCUGAAGAAAUUCGUGACACAGCUCUAUUAGGAGGUAAAGUUGAAGCAGAAUUUUGUCUGCUUAGAGCUGAAGAAGCUGAAAAAAAUCCUGUUGGUAUAGGACGUGAAGCACCACAAGCACUUGAUGAACCAAAUCGUCCAAAAACUUCAUUUCUAUGGUUUACAUCUCCAUGGAAAACAUUUCGAUAUGUUAUUUGGCGUAAUUUUAGAUGGACAAUACUUAUUGCUGUCGUUAUAUUUAUUUUGGUUAUCUUUGUCUUAAUUGCUUUGUGGACACUACCGGCAGAAUUGGUUAAAAUAACAUUAAAUACAAUUUUUAGAACAAAUACCGGCUAA
Rotaria sordida is the source of this 6369-nucleotide messenger RNA. The record is from the annotation of a GenBank genome assembly. Lineage: Eukaryota; Metazoa; Rotifera; Eurotatoria; Philodinida; Philodinidae.